This is a messenger RNA of Macrobrachium nipponense, 1170 nucleotides long. RefSeq lists its product as uncharacterized. NCBI's taxonomy places the organism in Eukaryota, Metazoa, Arthropoda, Malacostraca, Decapoda, Palaemonidae. Gene Ontology annotation, molecular function: nucleic acid binding. The record is from RefSeq and is a predicted model, not a curated record. The transcript has a single exon. Bases 1 to 1170 code for a protein of 389 amino acids.
AUGUGGACAGCCAGCCGUAUCAGUGAAAUACAAACUCUGACUGAUAUUCGCGAUUGGUACCAUGUGGACUCUGGAAACAACGUUGCCGAUGAUGCGUCACGCGGUCUUAACCCAUCUGAAAUGGGAAAGGAUUACAGAUGGCAAAAAGGUCCAGACUUCAUGAAGAAGGAUAUCAACGAAUGGCCAAUCAAACAUGCAAAUGAAGUUCAUGUGAAGAGAGAAGAUCUGGACAUAAGAAUAAAAGAUCCACGGAUGACCAUUGGAAGAUGCAAGUCACUAUGUGUCCAGAUUAAUGGUGGAACAAAUGAAGAUUAUUCAGUUAUUCUUGAUAUCCUAAAAACAUUCAACAUAACGGUCAACAAAAAUGACAGCCUGAUGAAGAUUAAACAUCGCAUCUCUAGAAUCAUAAGAUUUAUGGAAAAUGCUUCACAACUUUUCAGAGAUCGACUGAAGAGAACAGUGAAGACUACUCCAGUUGCCAUCAGUAGUAUGACGAAAGCAGAACGUUCGAGAUGGUUUGCUGAAAAUGAUACAUUUGUGCCUACCAAGCUUGAGUUAGUAAUAUCAAAAUUGUUUCUUAUUCAACAGGCUCAGCAGUCGCUACCAUCAGAUGUGGAACAUAAGCUAAAGUCACUGAACCCAAUACUGAACACCGACGGUGUGUGGAGAGCACUAGGUCGUACUGGUGCUGCUCUAUCAAACCCGCCUGUGAUUAUACUAUACUCUGAACCCUUUGCAGAGAUCUUGGUGCAUAAAUGUCACCAACCGCAGCACUCUGGUGCGGAUACUACUCUUGCCCUAGUACGUGAGCAGUUCUGGAUCCUCAACGGUAAACGGUUCGUCAGCAAAGUUGUGUCGCAGUGCCCAUAUUGUCGCUUUCUACGGAAGAAGAUUGCCCAAGUAGAGAUCGCUCCUCGUAAGGUGGAACAACUCGUGCGAUCACCAGUAUUCGAGCAUGUGGUCAUUGACAUAGCUGGUCCGUUCAAUACCAUCGCAGAUCGCCGCGAGACGAGAAAUUACCAGGUAAAUUCUGGUAAAGCCUGGAUUCUGGUCAUCGUGUGUCGUGCAUCUGGUGCGGCCCACAUAGAGGUCCUUGAGGUUAUGAUACCAACUGCUUCCUUGCAGGUUUCGAUGCUUUCACUAGAAUCCGCGGAAAACCCACGUCUGUGA